Saxophila tyrrhenica is the source of this 1392-nucleotide messenger RNA. RefSeq lists its product as uncharacterized. Bases 1 to 1392 code for a protein of 463 amino acids. The record is from RefSeq and is a predicted model, not a curated record. The transcript is spliced from 2 exons. NCBI's taxonomy places the organism in Eukaryota, Fungi, Ascomycota, Dothideomycetes, Mycosphaerellales, Extremaceae.
AUGGGCUACAACACCAGAAGAAAGAGCCUCUCGCUCACUGAACUCGGCAUCACCCUCCCCAAACGCGCGCGCACGCAGAGUCAUCCGUCGCCUCCUAGCACGAUCGCGGAAAGCGACGAGAAUGACCGGCCUUCGAAAAAGUCGCGUUUGAUGAGCCCGCCCGCGAUCAAAGAAAAGUCGAAAGCAGCCGCGCAACUAUCGCCGCCACCGUCGCCGGUCAGAGAAGGCAGCAGCAAGGUGUCCGUCGAAGGUAUCAACGACGACAUUGUUAUCGGAACGAUCCAGCAGCUCGAGCAGACGGGCAACCGACCGCAUCUUGUAAAAGAGCUCGCGACAGUGCUCGCAACCAACCUCCACUCCGUCGAAAAAUCCGCCAACCCCACUGCCCUCAUCUCCUCCCGCCUAACCCAAUACCUCAACCGCCCCUGGCCGACCAUCUCCCCCUGCCCGCUCGCCAAAGACCUCUCCCCCGUCCACCCCCGCCGCCUCUACUUCUUCCUCACUACCCUCCCCCGCCAACCGAUCCCCGACACUAUCGAGCAACCGCCCAAAACCGCGCGCAUCAUCUCCCCCUCCCUCUCCUCCGCCUCCAAUCACGAUGAAGAUGUCGAUCCUACAUUCGACCGCGACCGACACGCCCUUUCGCCUUCGCCGGAAGUCGACCUGAGUUCGCCCGAACUCGAAGACAACAACGCGCAAGAACCGCCUACACCCGGCGCGCCCUUCUCCGGUCGCAACAGCGUCACCCGCGACCGCAGCGCUUCCGCGCCGAAUAGACAGAAUGGCCGAAGAGGCGCAUCCCCGCAACUCGAACAUGAAGAGAGGGAUUUCAAAAUGACGGCUAAUGCUUUAUACGAACAAGAGCGGCUCCGUCGGUACAGCAGCUCUCAAUCGCAAUCGCAGGCUCAAGACGUUCAAAUGGCCGGUUCAGGUUCUGGCUCCGCGGACGCGGUCACCGGUUCUGCAGCAGAACAAGAACGUCCAGGCAGCGUAGCGAGGAGUAUCGAGGAGGAAACACAAGAGAUGGAGUUCCAGAACCACGAGGACGCGAACGCGUUGUUUGGACAUGCGGGGCAGUUGAAGUUGAUGGAGUUGGAAAACCAGGGUAUGGGGGAGGGCAUGUUCAGUAGUCCGAUGAUGGCGCCACAACACUCCUUUGAUGAGAGGGAAGGCGAGGUCGUGCUCGGCGCCAGCCAGACGAGCCAGCCGGAGAGUGAGCAGAGGAUCGAUGCGAUGCACUUGGACCACCCACACGGACGGGAUGGCGGUAAAGAGGGGGGUUUGCGAUUAGAUGUGGAGUUUGGAGCGUUAGCGGACUGGGAAGAGGAGGUAUUGCAGUCCCCGGAGAAGAUUGCUAUGGCCGAGUUGGAGGGGUUGUUUGAUGCUUACUAG